AGAGUAUUGACACUUAGUCUAAGUUCGAGUUUUGUUAAAUUUUCGAGUAUGUGACAUUUAUAGAAGCCACUGCUUGGUAAGGAGCUAUUACAAUCAGAUGUUUCAGUUUAACAUAUCAAGAAUUGAAGGUCAUGUCGCAGUUGGUUAUGCGAAAUGUGUAGUAUCAGAAUACAUGAAAUCAGCGCGUUUGUACAGAUCGUAACUCAUGGUGUCGGCCGUCUCCUGUUAUGUAAAUAUAUUUAUUGCUACAAAACCUUCAGUGCUUUAUACUUAUCAUUUUUUAAUUAUUUAAUGAGAUAAUUUGAAAUUGAUAUACCAGACAGAUCACCUUGAGAUAACUCACUUUGAUUUUUGCAACUACUGUGCAAUGUUUGAGUGGGCAUACAGUGGAGUGAAUGCAUCAUUGCCUGGUAAUGGUGGCCCAGAAUGUGCUUCAUUUCUCUCUUUGUCAAGAAGAAUAACUGAGACAGGCAUAACAUUGGCCUUUGCUGUGAUAUGUAUUCUAUGGGGCUAUAGAAACCUGUCUCUCAUACCACAGAUCUGCAGCUGUGGCCAGAAAAAUGAUACUGGGAAGAGGGUGCUAUUGGUUGUCAUAUCCCUCAUGUGGGGGAUGGAAAUAGGUUUCAAAUUUGCAUCAAGAACUGUGAUAUAUUUAUUCAAUCCCUGCCACAUAACAACUGCUUUACAGAUAUAUUUGUUGGCUGCACAACCAAGCAAAUUAGUCACCAUAAUAUAUAGACUUCAGUUGAAUUUCUUGAAUGGUGCAGUCUUGGCAUGCGCCUUUCCUUGGACGGAAACUCGUGUGUUUCCCUUUGAAAAAUCUAUAUAUUGGAUUCAACAUAGUAUGAUGGUGAUUGUGCCUUACUAUUUACUACAGUUGGGAGGGGCAUAUAAUGUAGAAAGGUAUUCAGACUUCAGCUGGUGUCUUGUGGCCUAUGGGAUGAACCUUCUUUACCAUUUCGUUAUUCUACAAGCAGUUGCCAUUCCUUUACAGGUAAAUCUGAACCUUAUGUUAUGUCCAAUGGAGCUGGAUCCAUUUUAUGGUCCAUAUUAUCGCAUCAUUGCUGUGGCACAUCAGGCAAUACUUUGUCCCUUAACUUGCAAAGUCUUCUGUGCUGUCUCCUCUCUCUUCGCAACUCCAAAGCAAUGCCUGUGUGACCCCUCAUGUGAAUGCAAUUUGGAACAGUGCUGCAAUCAGAAAAGGCUUCUUCACAAAGACUGAAGUUAUGAUCUUUUACUACAGGGUUUCCAGCUCUUAAAUUAUGUGUCACCAAUCCUUUGUAACUAGGCAGAAUGUUUUCAUUGAAAUUACUGGCAUAUUGUGAUAAGCAUUGUAUUUCAGUUUAAAAAAAUUUCAUAGGAUAAUUUUAUAGAUGAAUGUAGUUUUUGUUUUGCAUGGGCACAGUAGAUUAAUAGAAAUGAGCCUAAACAGUUUUUUAAACAUCUCUCUAAUAUGGAAGCAUAGGAAUCUCAUAUAUCCAAAAUGACGCAGUAUGAAGUAUUUUUUCCUUUGCAUUUUCUUUAUGGUCCCAUCUCUUCAUGUCAGCCAAUCCCAAUUAUACAACCAUAGGAGUAAUUAUUAAUGUGUCUUGUGUGUACAGUAGUAUUAUACAGGUGUCCAUAAAGUCUCUUUACAGUUUUAAAAAUUUGUUACAAAGGCAAAUGAAAAGACAGAUAAGUGGAAAUUGUUACAACAUGAGACGUAUAUAUUUAAGUCGUCCAUUCCUCCCUUUAUUGAAUAUUGUCCCCGUCUCCAUAAAUUUUUUGUGCCAUGCACGAAUUGAUGGAUGUGAUGCUGGAUCUCUUCCAUACUUAAUUCUGAAGUUUUGCUGAGUCUGCAGAUCCGAUUUUGUUUCAAUAAACCAUGAUACACACUGUGCCUUCUCUUGAGGAGUAGCCAUUUUGUACGGGGUUCAUUUACCAGUACCUCAUUCAUCAACAGGGUACCUGAAAUACACAAAUGCCAUGUGAUAAAAAUUUUGGUAACCACUAAAUACAUACAACAAAUCUGAUGAAGAUAUCGCAUCAGUUGCCUUUCGAAUAAAUUUUUGAAAUUGUGAAGAGACUUCAUGGACACCCUGUACUUUGGCAGAAUGUUUUCAUGUUUAGUACGUUGCUGUUACUUCACUUUCAGUUACUUCUCAUUCUCUUCACACUUCAUUCAGUAGAGGGGUCAUGUAGUCAAUUAUGGUAUAGAUAGAUCUGUAAUUUUCUUGCUAAUCAUAAUAUGGAUGCCGCUAUAUUUGCAAGUAUACAGUUUUUCAGUUUUUUCGUACCUCAUGGCUGUUCAGAUGUAGUAGUAUUGUAGUGUAAAGGACAGAAAAGGUGAAACCUUGUAUGAAGUUUUAAAAACCUACACUCUGCCUUGGAUCAACCACUGAUUUACAUGUGUUGCAGACAGAACAGCAUCUGUGUAUUUUGUGUAUGUUGGAAAUUUGUUGUUGCACGGUAAUUAGCUUCUGCCAUAACUCCUACUGACCUAAACAUUACAUUUCUGUUCCAUUAACUAUUGCAGUAGGCCGCGCCAUAGCUCAAGUGGUUAGGCGCUGGCUUUCCACCGCGGCGGCCUGAGUUCGAUC
Cryptotermes secundus is the source of this 2579-nucleotide messenger RNA. RefSeq names its product transmembrane protein 164. The coding region runs from base 368 to 1222 and encodes 284 amino acids. The transcript has 7 exons. NCBI's taxonomy places the organism in Eukaryota, Metazoa, Arthropoda, Insecta, Blattodea, Kalotermitidae. The record is from RefSeq and is a predicted model, not a curated record.